This is a messenger RNA of Boleophthalmus pectinirostris (great blue-spotted mudskipper), 6993 nucleotides long. RefSeq names its product cilia- and flagella-associated protein 54. NCBI's taxonomy places the organism in Eukaryota, Metazoa, Chordata, Actinopteri, Gobiiformes, Gobiidae. The record is from RefSeq and is a predicted model, not a curated record. The transcript is spliced from 56 exons. Gene Ontology annotation, biological process: cilium assembly. Gene Ontology annotation, molecular function: protein binding. Bases 1 to 6993 code for a protein of 2330 amino acids.
AUGGAUUUACCGGCUACGUAUUACGGGAAACUUGACAAAAGAAACCCUGUGGUAAUAGCUUUUUUACGAGAGAUUAACUCGUUCAUAGCAGUUAUGAAGAAACUCGCUUCUUCGCCCGCACGAGAGGACAACACUGCUUACGUUAAAGGGAUUAAAAUAUGUGUGGAAAUAUGGAAAAAGUACAAAAGUAGACUUCCGCCUAGCUUCUAUCAUGACCACAUGUUACAGGUGGCAGAUGUGCUGUUUCAAAUAAAGUUCUAUGACAUGGCCUUGUGGUAUGGCUACAGACCACACGUGCAGCAGUUCACAUCAGUGGACAUUCUUGACUUUAAAGACGUAGACCACUUCAAAGCUUCUCUUUUCCCUAAAGGUUUGGACACAGACCAAGACGCUCUUCUCAUGAAGAUCCGGGCGCUGUAUGGCUGUGCCCUCUGCACUUUUGAACAGGUGAAGGCUCAUCAUGACCUCACUCCUGAUGGUCUUUGUAAACUGCUCUGUGUGCUGAAUCUUAUUCAAAUCAUUAUGCAAGUUUUUCAGCAUUACGACGGCCUGUGCUGGCAAAUGUAUAAUGGCUCAGUUCUCAUCUACAACAUCUGUCUGUACCUCAUGACAAACAACUACAGUGCACAGGCGCUGGAUUACCUCUUGUGGGCGAGUAUCAGUAUAGAGCUGUCUGUCCCACUGAUGACAAGUAAAAAUGUGCCAUGGCUUGUCACAUUGUACUGUACUGUAUGCCAGUGUUACUAUGACAACCAAGACACAGUGAAAGGGGAGGUGUUUGCCAGACGAGCUCUUGUAAAAAUCACGGAACUUUUAAAAUUAGAAGAGCAAUGUGGGAUUCCAGCCUCCAAAGAGACAAGAAGAGCCUACAAAGAAGCAUCGAUCAAGUUGGUUACAAUGGUUUUUAAGCGGGCUGUUUUUGAAGCAAGGAUUAAAACGCUUCGAUAUAAAAUAAAAAAGGAUCUAUCCGAUAUACCAAAUGCUCCUUGGCCACGUACCACAACUGAAAAGAUGCUCUCCAGCCUGUUUGAUGGAGGAGCAGCACAGUUUCUAGCUGUUCUGGAGGCACUGAGAGACAGCAGGAAACUCCUCCCAACAGCAGGAGGACCAGGGUACCUGGAGGGACAAGAGGUGGUCCUAGAGCUUCUUGCUGCUGGCAUCAGUCUGUUGUCCGGUGAAACAGAAAGUGAACCAAAGAAUGACUGCCAGUCCUCAGGAUCUCUUUGUGCAGUCACAUCAUCAUCUUCACUUCUAGAUUUAGCUAUUGCAGGAGAAAGCAAGAUAUGCUUUGAGGCCGCCGUGGAGUUCAUUAAACUAUUGUAUUACAACAAGCAGCCAGAGGCUUUUUCUGAGUACUCAAGAAAAAUGCUUCAGCUUUUGUCGUGUUUGAAAGGCCUGUCAUCAGAAACAGCAGAGCUGGAACUGGGUUUACUUUAUUAUUACAGCUGCGUGCAAAAAGCAGAAAAACAGAAGGUAACAUUGGCUUGGGCCUGGUGUGUGUCUGUGCUGUGUGAAGUGGCCUUUGCCUUUGAGCCCUGCACAACUCACCAUUGUUUACUGACGGGAGAGAUGACACUGAAGUUUGCCAUGCUCCUUGAAAGUGCCUCUAAAGGGGUUCAACAAAAGUCUUCUCCAAAAGUCAGUGCUGCAGAAGGCGAUGCUGGGAUAGUAAACUCUCUCUCUCUUAGCAAGAGUUCCAGGAUCCAACUGCUUCAAAAUGUGUGUUCAGUGGUAAAAAAGUGUCUCGUAAUUUUGUCCAAGGGAAUGAGCACAAUGCUGCCUCAAGAUGGAUCCACGCUCAUCGACACGGCUUAUAUGGAGAAAUAUGGAAUAUCUUCAUCCACUUGGCCGUCUGAAGAAGGAAACAGUGAAGAUAGCUCUGCACAUGUAGAAACAUCUAAACACACUUGGAGCAGAGGUGACUUCCUGCUGGUUGUGGAUCUUCACUUUCAUCUCAGUGCCAUUUAUUAUAGAGCAUUUCUGGGUUUGGUGCAUGAUCACGCAGCUGCAGAGUCUGAGAUACUUCAGCAAAUUAAGAAAAACAAAGUCUACAAAGCUGUUUAUCUGAUGCAGACUGCUUUAAUGGAAUAUAACAUGGACUCCAGCAUCAAGAACCUACUAGAGGAGUCUGCUGAACUGAUAAGGAGAGCGGGAUCAGAAGAAAAAAAGCUCUACAUGUCCACUGUUGCAACCAGUCAGUCUGCAUCAUCAUCAUCAUCAUCAUCAUCAUCCAAACGCAGAGGCUUUAAGGAUAAAGAAGACUGCCCUCCACCUCCACCUGUUCUAAUAUCACGCUCAGAUCACUCUUUGAGCUUUGUACCUGCUCCCUACAACCCAAAUGAAAAAGUGUGCUGGUAUCAGCUUUUGGGCCAUGCUGCUGAGGAUUCUACUAACACCAAAGUCAGACUUGGAGACUGCAGUUUGUCAGGAACAGGCAGUUUGAUCUCUGCUGAAUCUGACAGAUGUGUGUUGAAGGCAGAGGGCUUAGACCCAAACCAGAAAUAUGUGUUUGCUGUAGCUGCAUACAACAGUCAGGGGGAGCUUGUGAGCAGCAGCGUCGGGGAGACCACUAUCCCACUGUUAGCCUCACCUCCACUGCCCCUGCUCACCUCCUGGGCUUACCUCGCACAGGUGGCAUUUCAGACCAAACAGUAUGAUGUAGCCAAGACAGCCUGCCAGAAAGUCUGGAGCCACUUCACUUCCACUGAAUCCAGAACUAACAUAAUGCAAUAUGAACUUUUCACCCCAAGGUUGCAAGUUACCACACUGAGUCACUCAUCACUCGCCCUGCGCCAUUCAGUCUUUGCCUCCAUAUUCAUUGAAACAGAAAUGAACAUGCAGUGUGCCUCUCUCCAGUUUGACCAGUUUAGUGACAGAGGACUGUUUAUUUGGGAGCAGGUUGCCAGACUAGAAGAGUGUGAGCGGAUGCUGGUGGCCAUAGACUUAACAUCCUGGUUAACUGACCCCAGUGAUGCUGUACAAGCUGUUCUAGUUUGUUAUGCUCUUGUGAGCCCUCUCAUCUACCAUCAGAUCCCAUGUGACCCUGUGAUACAGGUUUUAACUAAAUGCCUGAAUGUUGUUGAGAAAAACCUUCAUCAGCUCAAACACAAGUGGACUGGGAGCGCCUCAGAAGCUCUUAUGCAAAAGAUCGCCUGCAUCACGUACUAUCUCUACAAGGCAUUGCAUAACCUUAAUGAGAGUGAGAAAGCCGCUGUCACGAUGGACUGUGGCAUCAAUCUAAUUCAGGAAAUCUAUGAUGCACAAAAUGAACAAAUCAACAAAGCAGUUGUAUCGGUAAAACAAGCCUCUGUACAGAAGUGUGAGAUGAAAAUGAGUCCCCAGCUGAAGGCUCUACGUGGAAAGAAAAAGAUCAAGAUCAGUGAGAAUGUAAGUAAAUUUACUUUCAGUGAAGAUCACAGCAAAAUGUAUGAUGUUGUAUCAAGCGCUCCGAUAAGACACGUCUUUCAAGAAGUGAUGAAGCUCAGACAAAAAACCCUCUUUAUUGAGUUAUCCUCACUGCUCCUGGAGAGGGCGCUAGAGGAAGGAGAGGCAGCUCUGGUGAUUGAGUGGGGAAACUCUUUUAUUGAAUUACUGAGAAAGGUGAAAGGAGCAGCUCAUAUACAUGAGGAUGAUGCAAAAAGAAAAGCAAGUGAGAAGUGGAUUAGGAAGAAGAUGAGCUGCUUUAGGAAGCAGGUGAUGCUCAGACAGAUGUACUGUGAGGAGAGCGUGUGGAAGACCAAUCUCAACUAUGUCGUAGCUCAGGCACAUUUAGCCCUGUUUUACCAGGGUCUGGAGCAGCUCCAGCAAAGACCUCCUCUACACAGGUACAGCCAGUUAGAUCCUUUGAGUUUCUCCAUGGCGUACACUGGCGUCUCCCUGAGCAUGAGGAAAAACCCACAGCAACAGCAAGCAUCUAGAUCUGACCCAACACUACAGAGAGACACAACAACAGAGAGAGAACCACCAGCACAGACAGAUCUCAAUGAAGAAAAUGGAUCCACUGUGAACCCUGAAGUGCUUUACGAGAUGCAAAAACAAACUGCUGCUGCCAUGUUGGUUUCACUCACCAACGCUGCGCUUCAUCUUCAUCGAGCCAUGGUGCUGGCGCAUCGUAACAGUCACUGGGCCAUACUGCGCACUGUGGCUCAGACCACGUGGGACCAGUACUGCAGAACCGCUUGUAUCGCCCAGAGAGGACUCCAUCUCGACCUGCCCGCCUUCAUCACAUCUGAGCAGCAACUCAACAUUUUCCGCCCUUUGCUUGUACUGGCGACUCGACUGAUCAUGGACAUGUUAAACCAGCUCGGGCUGUGGAGUGUUUAUGAAAAGGACAUUUCAGAAGAAGAUACACAUUCCUAUCUCUACUUCUCUCCAUCUUUGGACGAAACAACCAAAAUCGACAUGCGCUGGGUCAGUGCACUGGUGAUCCACACGCUGGAGCAACUUCAUGACUUUGGCAAAUGGGAAACGUUAGCUCAUUUAGCUUUACAUUUCAAUACAUACACACGAGAUUGUUAUGCGUUAAUAGUUUCACCUCUGCUAAUCACCGCUCAGAGAAAACUGUUGGAGAGGAUUGAGUCGUUAAAGGGACCCCUGGCUCCUCAGCCUCACCACGUCAAGACAACAGAAGUGACUGGACGAGAGGUGACAUACAGGAGUUAUGUGGAUGUUCAGCUUCUGAGCGGGUGGACGUCCACACUGGAAAAGACCACUGUUAAAAAGGAAGCACCAUCCAGGGACCAGCUUAUAGAGGCUGAAGUUCAGAGGUCAAAGGUCCUUGUGUGUGUUCCUCUGGAUGUUGAAGACACACUGUACUGGUAUCGAAAAGCUGUUGAGAAAACGUCCCCAUGUCUCCGGUUCUUCCAACACAGCCGCUCACAGUUACAGCGUCUGCUGGCCAACACACAGUCCUGUUUUACAGCUCAGGGUGUCCGGAGCAGAGAGCCCAGCAGGUUAGAGAGUCAGGUUGAGUUUAAUCCUGUGGUCAUAACAGCUCCAACAGUCAAACCAUGUGAUCUGAUGGAGAAGGAAUACAAGAGCGUCGAGUCUCUGUACAGUGUGCCCUUCAGCCCAGACCAAGUAUCCACCAUCACUGCAGCGUACACCACAGCUAUCAAAUAUUUCCAUGAAAACAAGUGUGACUCCCUGACUGUUGUGGCGAUGCAUGAACUGGGAAAUCUCCAUUAUUAUAACAGCAACACAAAGGCAGCACAUGCAUGUUGGACAAAGGCAGUCAACGUGGCCUUGAAGAUCCCUGAUGCUUUUGAAAGAUGGGAUGGUGUGACUUUUGGAGACUGUUCCCUUCAGCACAGACUGAAGGUGUCUGGGGUUUGGGGCUGUCUACAUGCUGCCUGCCUCACAGCCAAAAUUGCCCAGUAUAUUUUAACAGACAUCAGUAAACGCACUGAUAGUUGUCUCCAGUCUGCUCACUUGUUCAAGUGUGUGUUGUGCUGCUCUCUGGCACAGCCUCAGUCCGAUCUUUAUUAUGCGUCGGAUGUGCUCAUAGAAGACCUGUUGCCUGGUGUGGACCUCUUCUCAGACUCCUCCAGACUUCACCUGGGCACUGCUGUAGCAAGUCUGAGCUUCAUCUGCCACUGGCUCUUCUCCACAGGACAUUACAUGAAGCUGCUUCCCAUGUUGUCCCUGUACUUCUAUCUGGUUGGGUCUGUGUGCAGAGAUGUGCAACGUACUGUUCAAUGCAAAAUCCUCAAGAUACGCGCCCUCACUGAGUUAGGUCUCUUCAGUGAGGCUGUGAGGGAGACUCUGCUUCUCUCAAAAGGAGGAGGAAUCCGUCUGCCUCAGGGUCACUACAUUCAGACACACAGAGAUCAUGCUAAAACCACAUUCAACAGCUCCCACACUAUCCUAGAAAACAUGGAGGCGCUGAAAGAACUUCUAAACUGUGAUGUGACUCCACCUGUUUGUGCACUUUAUGGAUCUGCACUGUGCCUUCAGUUUAAGCUCGCACAAGCUCAGCUGAUCCUAGCAAUAAGCUCCACUGUAUCCAGUCCUUUGGAAGUUCCAGAAACAGAAAACCAAACCAGUGACUCUAAAAACAAGAGAGAGAAGACACAAAACUGCUCCAUCUUGAGUCUCGAGUCUCUUCAGGAGCCACUCACUGCGGGGAUGAUAAAGUACGAGCUGUUGGAGUCAGUGUCCAGCUCAUUAAAGUCCAUCCUGAAUGAGCUGAGAGUACACGGCCCUGUGGGCACAGAGGACCUGACUGUGGAGUGCAGUCUGCUCAAGGCCAAACUCUGUUUACUGAAGGGAGAAGCUGCUCUCAGUGCUGAGAUGGCCAUGUCAGCCCUGAUGUUUCUAAAGUCAACUUCUGACAUCACAAACGAGAACACAUCGGUUUUUGAGGAACAAACCGCAUCUGAAGGGGGCACCGCUCGGCCCCGUGUGGAGGGGGACUGUGUGGAGGUGGUUGAGGCGAGCGAGAGGAUCAGCUCUGUGUUGUGGAUACGCUGUCGUCUCACUCUGGCUCACAUUCUGACUGCACAUGAUGUUACUGCUGGAGCUGGACCAGGUGAUAAAUUAAGAAGGGGGACAGCCCGUGUGAUGAGGGAAGGGAUUGAAGAAUGUAAAAGAUGGGGAGAUCCUGACAGUGAAGCUUUGCUGAUGCUGGAAGCUGCACACUGGGACAAAAGCAGUGCAGAUAAAUCAGACCAAGUCAAAGAAGUCGUGAGUCUUCUUUCAGGGUGUCUGAGUAUGCCUCCUCGUUCAUCCAUUACUCUGGCUCGAGCAGCUCUGUUACUGCAUGACAUGAAAACACCAGAGAGCAUCCCGUUUUUAAAACUUUCACAAAAGCUGUUACAGAAUCAGGUGAAAGGUUUCAGUCAGAGUAUUGUUGUGGACGCUGAAGGUUUCCAAUGUUCCACCUGCCUCCCUUUUCUCCACCUUUUACAUCACACCACGUCCUGCAUAGGUCAAAUUAUUGACUCCCAAAUGUAUGCUGCUUCUGAGACUUCUGAAGAGAAGAAGAACCCUUAA